Molecule: messenger RNA, 1255 nt
Organism: Phymastichus coffea
Lineage: Eukaryota; Metazoa; Arthropoda; Insecta; Hymenoptera; Eulophidae
Exons: 6
Coding region: 1-750 (249 amino acids)
Molecular function (GO): flavin adenine dinucleotide binding; NADP binding; N,N-dimethylaniline monooxygenase activity
Source: RefSeq, a predicted model, not a curated record
AUGACGAAUAACGGUAAGGAGCGACUGAUUGCGACUGUAUAUAAGCUCAGAACAGUGGUAGCUCGACUAACAGUUGAAUAUGAAGUACUUUCGACACCGACAAAAACUGACGCCAUGUGGAAAUCGUCUUUGAUUCUCGCUGUCGUCGCGAUUGCUGUUCUUGGCAAAACCACGUCAAAGAAGAAGGUUUGCGUGGUCGGCGCGGGCCCACCCGGACUUACCACGAUCAAAUUUCUAACCGAUUACCCGCACAAGUUCGAGUGCGUGGCAUUUGAGAAAAAAUCGGAUAUCAGCGACAUGUGGAUCUUCACGAACAGCUCAUCGUUCAAGCGCCACAUGGCCAUGCGCGAUAAAUAUCUCAGCUUAAUCAAGCACAGUCACCUGUUGCAGUACCUGAGAAACUACACCGAAUAUUACAAGCUUCGCCAGUACAUCCAGUUCAACAUUAUGGUGGAAAAAGUACUACCCCUGUCAAAAUUCAAAUGGGUCAUGAAUGCUCGCGACUUGAAAACUAGAAAGCUCGAUAGAAUAGUUUGCAACGCUAUCAUACUCGCCACAGGGCAUUUCGUCAAGGGAUAUAGUCCGGUAAUACGCGGCAUAGGGAGGGCCAUCAAAAAACAGUUGCGCACUCACUUGUACCGCGAACUCGAGAAGUUUACUAAUCAAACCUUUCUGAUGCUGGAUACCAGCUACUCCGGUCGUAUGAAACCACAUUCCCAUGACUUUCACAUCAGUAUACGAUACGGCUAGUAAGUGACUUUCGAAUUUCAUCCAGUAAGUGCAGGAAAUAACGGGCGCCGACGGCGACGAGUUGAUCUUGAGCGACGGCCACAGAGUGAAAGUCGACGGCUGAUUUACGCUGCGUACCUGGACGAAAGCAGCGGCAUCAAAAUGAACAAACGGAUCGAGUACGCGUGCGAGUACCUGAAUCACGUCGCGCGCCUGGCCAUGGCCAUCCCAAACGUACCGUAUCCACGUCUUGCUAUUCUGAAAUCUCAGGCUCAGUUAAGACCGAGACCGAUAGUCUUUGUCGGACAUGCAGUUGCGUCCACUGCUCCAUGUGAACGUUUCAGUUGGCUUACACAUCGCUGUGCUCAGGGGCAAGCUGAAGUUUUGUCCAGUCGCAAGCCGAUGCUCAAAUCCGCGGCGCUUCAAGCUGGCAAACGCAACAGCGAUGCUCACCUCGCGAACAAGAAGAAUUUUGCCUAUUACAACAACCUGAUUCUGUUCGUUUGGUUCAUGGCUACUUUCGACA